AUUUGUUAGUGCAUUAAUUUCUCUACUUGUUAGCCUCAGUGUCAUUAUGGCUGAAAAGACGCUGCUGAGGUAAAUGUUCCCGCCUGCUCUGAUUGGUCAGCUCCACUGGCCUGAUCAGGCUGGGCCUACCACUCCAUAUUAGUUUACUAAAAUGUUUAAUUUGACUCAAAAUGAUGCCACAUCCCUUAGUGCAGAAUUCAUGAUCCACCUGAAAUAAUUAAAGAUGCUCGCAUAUUAUACAAAAACAUUUCAACACUAAGUUUGACUUCAUGAGGACGAUUUUUCAGAUUUCUUUGUUUCACAACAUGCUCUCAGUUACAAAACCUACUGUUGAAAAAUAAUCAUUUUCUUCAGUUCAUAAAUGUUCAUGUAUGAUGGCUACAGAGGUACGAUCAUAUGGACGCUGUAGGCAUUAUACGUCGUGCAGUAGAUAAUUUGCACAUCUGAUUAUUUUUAGACAACACAAUUACUGUAAAAAUAUUGACCUUAACAGCAUAAUUAAUUCUUAGCAGGGUGGAAGUGUCAGAAAAAGCCUCGGAUCUCAUGUGACCACCUCCUCUUCCUCAACCCUGAUAAUGUAACACAUUUCUAGUCAACUUGAUGGUACCAGUAACACGAUCAGACAGCAGGUUGGUGGUAAAUAAACACAAACUGGGUCAACCUGAGGCGGGACAGGGUGAUACUUCUUUAAAUCUGUCAGAUACUUUAUGACCUGAUGAGAGAAGUAUGACUUCCAAGAACUGUGAUGAAAAGGUUUUACAAGAGGAAAACCACAGGUAGAAAUAAACUGAAUAGUGGCUGCAUUUCCGUUUUUGGUUCCCAGAAAAGUGUGCGUGUGCAUGGUCACUUUAAUAAGACAAGAAAAGUGAAAUUUGUGCUUAAUAGGUGUAGUAAUUUGCGUACGUGUUGUGUAUGUGGUGUGUUAGGAAACAAUAUGAGAUAUUUAAAUAAGUAAAAACAACAUGCUGACAUGCAUAUUCACACAUACUUUACGGCGAGAACUUUGGUAAAGUGAUCUGUCACUGUUAAGAAACAAAAGACUGACUCAACCGGAGUAUCCUCCCUGUGUUAGAAAUGCCAAGCUGGUGGCAUUUAGAAGGGGGAAGUUGACUGGCUGUUAAAGGUAGCAGGGCUGCACACAGCAUCAGUCCUGCGUGGAUCGUUGUGUCGUCCACAAACAGCAUCAACACCAUGACCUGUCUGCUGCUCGGCACCGUGCUGCUGGGGAACCUGGCCAUCUGUGCCACAGCACAAGUUCCAGAGUCGCUCACUCCACCUGAACAGGUGAGGUUUGACUCUGUAGACUACAAAAACAUCCUGCACUGGACUCCGCCCACUAACAGCUCCUCGCUGCAGUACAAUGUACAAUGGAAAAUUUACGGCGAGCAGGAGUGGUUGAAUGUGGACGGCUGUCAGGGCAUCCAGAAGCUCCAGUGUGACCUCAGCAGCGUCACCACUGACACCAGAGAGUGGUACUAUGCCCGGGUGUGCGCCAUCUCCGUGCCCACCAGCAGCAAAUCAGCCUGGGCCCUCUCGCCCAGAUUCAGCCCACGCUGGAACACCAAAAUCAGCCCUCCAGCACUGAAGCUGAACUUGAACAAGCAAGGCAUCGUUGUCCAAGUGAAGCCCCCUCGAGUGCUGGUCCGCAAGAUGCACAGCAGUCUGCACCACAAGAUCUACGUCAUCCAAACCGGUGGAAAAGAGAAAGUGUUUGAGAUGGACUGCUGCUCCAACAAACUGACUCUGACCAAGCUGAAGCACAACACAAAGUUCUGCCUCCAAGCUCAGACCUUCAUCCCUCUGCAGGCCAAAAGCAGCGCUCGAAGCUCUGUGAAAUGCGUCACUACGCCCUGAUCACACAGACACGCUGACUGGAUUCGUCACCCAUCCCUACAGCUUCAAUCAUUGCUACCUCGACGGCCGCUGCCAUAAAUAUCUGUGCUUGUAAAAGUGAUAACUUUAUGAUUCCAAGCAUUUCGUGCCUGACAUGUGGCUUACACUGUGAACCUCCGCUUUAUCAGAUUGUUUGACUUGAAUGAUUUCAGUAUCCAGUUUCACCUUGGAAGUGUUUUUAAAUAUUUUGGUGAUCCUGAAAAUUCUUCUGACUUACUUUAAACUUUUGAUGUAUAAUCUUAAAAAAACAAUCUUUCAUUCAGGGCUGGAGAGGAACCAAUUUUCCAUCCGGGAGUUUUAUAUUUAAGACCAGCCCACUUCUUUUUAAUGUGGAGUAAACUGGAUAAAUCUGUUCACUAUUUAAAAUCCUGUAGUUUUUAUUGUGAAAAUAAAAACAUUAAAAGCCCAAUUUUCUUUAUUAAUGCACCAGAUUACAAAAAUAUUAAGAAAUAAAGAAAUUAGCUUCCAUGCUUUCAUACCUCCCUUUAUGAAAGAGCUGCAGCAUGGUGCAGAAGCUAAACACACAGAGCAAUAAAGAGACUGAUAUCACUUACACAUCUCAAUAGACCAAAAUGAAGACCCCAUUUUAUUAUAAAAUAUGAGCAACUUAUGUUUCACACAAAGUACUCUCUCUCUCUCUCUCUCCCUCUCUCUCUCUCUCGUGUCCUCUUCUUUUCUUCUGUCUACUUCCUGUCUCCUCACGUGUUUCUUCUGCCACAGGGCAUCAAAGAGAUUUAUUGUUUUCUACACCUACUUAGUUAUUUUUAUGUCUGAGUUCAUUUUCGAUUUGACCCACUGAAAUGUUUUUCAAAUAAGAAAAUGUGAUUUAUUCAGAAAUACAUUUACUAUAAUGAAACUGUAA
Molecule: messenger RNA, 2755 nt
Organism: Melanotaenia boesemani (Boeseman's rainbowfish)
Lineage: Eukaryota; Metazoa; Chordata; Actinopteri; Atheriniformes; Melanotaeniidae
Gene: il22ra2
Product: interleukin 22 receptor, alpha 2
Exons: 6
Coding region: 1192-1854 (220 amino acids)
Molecular function (GO): protein binding
Source: RefSeq, a predicted model, not a curated record